This is a messenger RNA of Biomphalaria glabrata, 1332 nucleotides long. RefSeq names its product interferon alpha-inducible protein 27-like protein 2. Gene Ontology annotation, cellular component: membrane. The record is from RefSeq and is a predicted model, not a curated record. The coding region runs from base 220 to 783 and encodes 187 amino acids. Lineage: Eukaryota; Metazoa; Mollusca; Gastropoda; Planorbidae. The transcript is spliced from 3 exons.
UUUACAAACGUUCAGUCAGAUACAGUUUUACAAAAGUUCAGUCAGAUACAGUUUUACAAACGUUAAGUCAGAUACAGUUUUACAAACGUUAAGUCAGAUACAGUUUUACAAACGUUAAGUCAGAUACAGUUUUACAAACGUUAAGUCAGAUACAGUUUUCUGGUAAUAGUAGAGUGCAAGAUUGGAUGUGUUUCAUUGGUCAGUCUGUUAUCUGUAAAGAUGGCCCCUAAAAAGUCAUCUGUAAAAAAAGGUUUGAUUAUCGGCGGAGUCAUUACGGGUGCGACAGUUUCAGCAGUUGGGGCGGUACUUGUAGCGCCUGUUGUAGUAGGUGCUCUUGGAUUUGGAGCAGCUGGUAUAGCAGCUGGAAGUGUUGGCGCUAGCAUGAUGUCGGCCGCUGCUACUUCAGGAUUUGGAAUGGGUAUUGUUUCCGUUCUACAGUCUGUCGGAGCUGUUGGGUUUGGAGUAGCAGCCAAUGCGCUGAUUGGUGUAGGGGGUGCCGCCGUGGGUGGUGGAGUGGCUGCAGCUGCUGGAGCCGCAGUCGUAAAAACUAAGAAAAAUAAAGACUCUAACAGUGCCGAUGCAUCAACAAGCACAGAACCGGAAACAGAUGAAAUACCUAGCAAGCAGAAGUAUGAGAAUGUUAUGUGGAGACGCAGAAGGAACAAGAGUAGCCCAGAGAAUAUUAGGUCAGAUACUGUUGGUGAUGUCACAACGUCUGAAGAUGAUGAUAACAUAGACAGCGGCGAUGAAAUAAUAUUUGGCGGAGUUCUCAGUUUAAAUUAAAGUGUAUUCACUUGACACAUUCAUCUAGAUAUCUCUAUAAAAAUGACGUCUAAUUGCUUAGUUCUCAAAUAAAUGCUUAUGUGACAGUCUGUGACGCUAAUAUGGUAAUCGGAAAUGAGAAAUAUUUGUGUCUGCUCUACUGCUCAAAGUCUUAAUUUAAACAUUAAGAAACAAACUGUUUCCUGUAAAACUAGUCAAAUCUCAGAUUCCUAAGACAAGAUGUACUCGGCUAACUUACAGAUAAUUACAACAACUACUAGUCCUGUCUACACUAUUUGACAUGGAAAGAAUUGAACCGGAAGUUUGUGUCUAUUACCACAAUGCUUUUACAUUUAGACGUUUGUCCAAUUAAUUCAACACUAACACACACAUCUCUGCUACAUCCUGAGAGGAACGUGUAACUCAAUGGACGACGUUUCCUGGAUGUUCCGAAAAAUUGAUGAGCUUUUUGUUUUACAUUUAGUUUCACGAAGAGCAAAACAUUUCAAGGAAGUCACAUUUUAUUUGGAUUUACAAUCAUAAUAAACUACUUUUGAAACCUGCACUUUU